Molecule: messenger RNA, 2214 nt
Organism: Parasteatoda tepidariorum (common house spider)
Lineage: Eukaryota; Metazoa; Arthropoda; Arachnida; Araneae; Theridiidae
Product: eEF1A lysine and N-terminal methyltransferase
Source: RefSeq, a predicted model, not a curated record
UAAACUGGCAAUACUUAGUAAUUGUUUGUAAACAAGCUAGUUGUGCAGUCGUGCGCUCUACGGUCGUACAAAUUAAAUACAUUUGCAACCAUAAAAUAUGGACAUUUGAUUAUCCUUUUAUAAAAAAUAUAAAUAAACACAAGUAACUGAAGAAAUCCACUUUAUACUUACAUUCACGUUUAUUUGAAAAGGAGAGAAAUGGAUUUGCUUCCAAAAGAUCACAAAGAAUUUGGCAAUAAAGAUUAUUGGAAUGAAUUUUUUUCAAAAAGGCAACAUUUUGAAUGGUAUGGAGAAUAUGACAAUUUAUGUGAAGUUCUUGACAAAUAUAUCCAUGUCAAAGAUAAAGUGCUGAUUGUUGGGUGUGGUAAUUCAAAACUUUCUGCUGACCUUUAUGAUGUUGGUAUUUGUAACACAGUGAGCAUUGAUAUAAGUGCACCCGUUAUUAAUCAAAUGCAAGAGAGAUAUGGUAAAGAUCGUUCAAAAAUGCAAUUUGAGGUUAUGGAUGUAAUGAAUAUGAAAUACGAAAAUGAAACAUUUGCUGUUGUCCUUGAUAAAGGUACUCUUGAUGCUCUCAUGUUUGAUGAUACACAACAAACUCAUGAAAAAAUUGGUAAAAUGUUUUGUGAAAUUGAAAGAGUUCUACGAAAUGGUGGAAGAUAUAUUUGUUUGUCCUUAUUGCAAGAACAUGUUUUAAAUAAAUUGUUGGAUUGGUGUGUAAACAAAGGGUGGCUUUUAAGACUUCAUCGAUGUUUAAAAGCUGAAGUAAAGCAUGAAAAUUCUUUGUCUUUUCCAAUUUUUGCUGUUAUUUUAACCAAAUUAAAGAAAAUUACUGGUGCUCCUCUGGUUUUAGAGAUUGUUCAUGAUGGGAAUGCAACUCCAAAGCGUUAUUCUUCUAAAGUAGAUAUUUUUGAUUAUGUCAAGUCUGUUCAACAUUAUGCAUUUUUAAAGUAUUAUUUAAGUAAAAAGAAAGUAAUUGAUGAUGAUAUUUGCCUAGAGCUUUGUUCUCCUGACACUGACAAAAUUAAAUAUAGAAUGUUUGUUGUAGACAGAGAAGGAGAAUCAAGUUUAAAGUUUGCAAUUUUUAUUGUACCACAAGGAAGGGAAAUCGAAUGGUUGUUUUCUACACCUCAAGGAAGGCAAGAAUUAGCUGCUAGCGCAGACUGUGAGCGUUUAGUUGUUGUCCAUUUACAGAGAGAUCAUGUUUACAACAGUUUAGAUGAAGUUAAAAGUGACUUAUCUGAAAAAGUUUUAGAACUUGCCCCAUUAUCAUUCAAAUCACAGGUACCGAUAUUGUCAUUAGGUGAUGAUGUUGGACAAAGAGAAAUAAAAUAUAAAGGAACAAGUGAAUUAAGUGGUGAAUUUGUGGUAGAGGAUGUGCAGUCUGAUAAUAAUGAAUUGUAUCGAAGACUUGUGUUCCUUAGUAAUCCAUAUUUAGUUCAAUCUGAAGCAAAACUAAUCAUGAGUACAAUUAAGAAAAAGAAGAAAAAAGUAACUAAUCUUCAAGUAGAUUUAGAUUUUCUUGCAUGUGAUCAUCAUGUCGCUAUAAUUUCUGGAUUUGCUUUUCUGGAGUCUCAUAUGUUCAAUCCUCGUGUUUUGCUGAUUGGACUAGGUGGCGGAGCUUUAGCCAUGUAUUUACAUAAGCAUUUUCCAAAUGCAUUUAUUGAAGCAGUUGAAUUAGAUUCUUGUAUUCUGGAAGUGGCUAAAAAGUGUUUUGAUUUAUCAACCAAUGAGAAAUUAGUAGUAAAUAUUGAAGAUGGAAUCAAUUUUAUCGAAGAAGCAUCAAAAAAAGGGUCCAAGUACGAUGUUGUGAUUUUAGAUGUAGAUAAUAAAGAUUCUGCAUUAGGUAUAAGUAGCCCUCCAGUGACAUUUUUAGAGACUACAGCAUUACACAAUAUUUCAAAAAUUACAGCUGAUGCAGGCAUCGUAAUAGUAAAUCUUGCUUGUCGGAAUGCUGAUCUUCGUAAAGAGGCAUAUGCAAAGUUAAAAAGUAUUUUCAAGUUCAUGUAUUCAAGAAAAAUACCAGCUGAAGUGAAUGAGGUGGUGUAUUUAUUGAAUUCAAGUCAUUCUUCUGAAAAUGUUAAAGAACAGUAUUCAAAAUUAUCUUCAUAUCUAGACGAAUCUACUAAGUAUCCUAAUGUAUUCGAUCUUACUGAUUUUGAAUCUUGUUUGAAUGAAAUUACGUAAAUAAAUAAAAUUUUUUUAUUGAUUUAUCUA